AUGAUUAUUGGUUCUAUGAACAUUAGGGGAGGAGGUAGUUCUUUAAAGAGAAGGAGGGUGAAUUCUAUCAUAAAGAAAGGGAAAGCGGAUAUUUUCAUGAUUCAAGAAACAAAGAUUAAAGAUUUUAAGGACUAUUUUGCUAAGAGUUUUUGGAGUGGUCAAGAUAUUGGAUGUUCUUUCUCUAAUUCUUUGGGAGCUUUAGGGGGAUUAUUAAUUCUUUGGAAGGAGGGAAAUGUGGAGGUGGUUAGUAGCUUUAGAGGGGAAGGUUAUCUAGGCAUCAAGGUGAAGUGGGAAGAUCAUUGGUAUUAUGUUAUAAAUGUUUACUCUUCAUGUGUUCUGGAAAAAAAGAAAAGGUUGUGGGAAAAUUUGUUGUGUUUGAAGGAGAACUUCAAAGAUGGGGAGUGGAUUAUUGGAGGGGAUUUCAACGCCACAAAAAAUAGUAGAGAAAAAAAGAGGAUAGCGGCGGCGGUAAACCAAAGCGAAAUGAAUCUCUUUGCGGAUUUCAUCCACAAUUCUUCUUUGGUGGAUAUUCCGUGUAAGGGCAAGAAGUAUACGUGGUAUAGUGGAGAUGGUAAGUCAAUGAGUAGAAUUGACCGUUUUCUUAUUUCGGAUGCGAUGGUGGAUUGA
Vicia villosa (hairy vetch) is the source of this 627-nucleotide messenger RNA. RefSeq lists its product as uncharacterized. Gene Ontology annotation, cellular component: nucleus. The transcript has a single exon. The record is from RefSeq and is a predicted model, not a curated record. Lineage: Eukaryota; Viridiplantae; Streptophyta; Magnoliopsida; Fabales; Fabaceae. Bases 1 to 627 code for a protein of 208 amino acids. Gene Ontology annotation, biological process: base-excision repair. Gene Ontology annotation, molecular function: DNA binding; phosphoric diester hydrolase activity; endonuclease activity.